Molecule: messenger RNA, 5792 nt
Organism: Scaptodrosophila lebanonensis
Lineage: Eukaryota; Metazoa; Arthropoda; Insecta; Diptera; Drosophilidae
Gene: Tusp
Product: tubby-related protein 4
Exons: 11
Coding region: 431-4897 (1488 amino acids)
Biological process (GO): intracellular signal transduction
Molecular function (GO): protein binding
Source: RefSeq, a predicted model, not a curated record
UUGUUGCUAACGGAAUUUUCGGUUAUGUGGCGCCUGCAUGUGCGCGCCAGUGUGUGUGUGUGUAAAAGCCAGUGAAGAAGGAAAAAGAAAAUCAAGCCUCAACAAUUACAAAUACGCCAUACAAAAAGGAAAACCCAAGUGCAUACGAGUAAAAAGUUCGCAUCGUUCUCAAAUUGCUGCAAAACGAUAAUUAGAUUGGCUAUUGCGGCAAACGUCAAGCCCAGGGCAGCAGCAGUAUUAAAGGCAGCAGGAGUGAAAAGCACCAGCAGCAGCGCAGCAAAAUGUGCGUCCGGGAGCAUUGACUGACGUCUACUAAACCAAAAAGAACAACCACAGAAACAACGGCGGUGGCAACAACAACAAGAAUAGUAGCAGCAACAACUUUACAUCUACUCUUCACUAUUUGGCGUGUUGGGCGGCAUCACAUAAAAUGCAUUUACAUUUCGAACGCAACCUCAACACAAAAUGCGACUGCACGAUACUCUCGUUAUCAUGGAUGGGAAAGGUGCCAGAUGACAUACCCGAGGAUGAGGGCUGGAAGCUCAAUCGCACCAAUUACUAUCAGGAAGGCUGGCUGGCCACGGGCAACAUACGCGGCAUUGUGGGCGUCACAUUUACGACGUCGCAUUGUCGCAAGAACAUGGACUAUCCGUUACGGACAAACUACAACUUACGUGGCCAUCGAUCGGAUGUGAUUCUGGUCAAGUGGAAUGAGCCGUAUCAGAAGCUCGCCAGCUGUGACAGCUCGGGCAUAAUUUUUGUGUGGAUCAAAUAUGAAGGUCGUUGGUCCAUAGAACUAAUCAACGAUCGCAAUACUCCAGUCACACACUUCUCCUGGUCACAUGAUGGACGCAUGGCAUUGAUUUGCUAUCAGGAUGGUUUUGUCCUGGUCGGUUCAGUGGCCGGGCAACGUUACUGGUCGUCCAUGUUGAAUCUGGAGUCUACGAUCACUUGCGGCAUUUGGACGCCGGACGAUCAACAAGUUUAUUUUGGCACCACGCAGGGUCAAGUGAUUGUUAUGGAUGUGCAUGGUGCUAUGGUGUCGCAGGUACAACUAUCCAACGAUGUGCCUAUUACUUCGAUGGCCUGGUCCUGCGAGAAAUUCAAAAUGGAGGAGGGCGAAGAGGCGGAACCUGGUGUAACCAAUGCCUCCAAACGCUCUUUCGUGCUGGCGGUUAGCUUUCAAAAUGGCUAUAUUUAUUUGUUAAAGUCGUUCGACGACGUCUCACCCGCACAUAUCAAUACCUACCUUAACGGAGCUCUUGGCAUGGUCAUGGAGUGGAGCAAUUCCCGUGAGCUUCUCGCCGUUGCAGGCACACUCCGUAUGGGCAUGGAUGGGAAGCUGGAAGAACUGGGCACACCAACGUCGUACAACAAUCUGGUUAAGUUCUAUACGGAGACGGGAAAUUGCUUGUAUCAGGCGCACAUUCCAUGCACUACAACCACCGUCUCUGCCAUCACCUGGGGACACAACGACAAACGCCUGUUCAUUGCCACAGGCACACAGGUGCACAUUGCUUGGGUCUCCAGACGAGUUGCGUCACUGCAGUUGCUCUGCCGUCUGCAGAUACAGGCAAGCGUAGGCUCCGAAACUCUGUUGCCGCUGCUUCCAUUGCCUUCUAGAAUUAAGUCCCUCAUUGGAAAUCUUUUUGCUCAAACAAUUAGAUGCUGCGUACCUGAUCUUAAGUCGUUGCGUGACUUUGUCUCACGUCCGCCGUUGUGCUCUACACGGCUACAUUGCACCAUGAUUCGACAUGAUGACGAUUCCAAUCUGAGCUCAGGCACCUGUUACACACUGUAUUUGGAAUACUUGGGAGGUCUAGUGCCACUUCUCAAGGGCAAGCGCACUUCGAAAAUACGGCCUGAAUUUGUCAUCUUCGAUCCGCAAGUUAAUGACUCCUCACUCUAUUUCCAAUACAACACAGAGGGUAAAAGCUCAUCCGGCUCUAGUCAGUCGACCACAACAGGUAAUAGCGGACGGACUGAUUCGUCGGACAGCGACUACGAUGAGCGCUUUCGCUAUGGCUCGCCCCGCACGCCCCGCCGAAGACGCGUUCGACCCAAACGACGCAAUCAGCCUGGCGAACGUGUAACUUCUGCAGCUGGUGCGGCCAAUGAUCCUGACAGCUUGGAUGAACUGGCCUAUGUCGAUACGCUGCCCGAGCAGGAAGUCAAGUUGGUCGAGGUGACCUCCAACAUCUGGGGCACGAAAUUCAAAAUCCAUGGACUUGCCAAAACCGUCCCAGCCAAUUUAGGCCAAGUAACAUAUAAGACGUCCCUAUUGCAUUUGCAACCGCGUCAAAUGACCCUAGUCAUUACCGAGCUGCGCGACGAUUUUCCACCCGGGCCCGAUCCUAGUUUUAAUCCCAACCUUUUCUCUGAGGACGAAGACGAGCAGCAGCACAACAAUAACAACAACAAUAACAAUAAUGGAAAUGUUGCUCACGAUAAUGUGCCACAUGUUAAUGUCACAGCGGCCUCUACUUUGGUUCAGGAGGCGCUCAAUGUGGCUUCAUUAAAGCCACCGGCAAUACCACAGCGUCGUUUAAAUGAUGGCGGCUCUGCACCACCCAUUGCGCCCAUGUCACCACGUCCCAAUCGUAUUCUGGCACGGCAUAAGAAUUCGCUAACUGUCGGGGGAUCCGUCGGUGGCUCAGGUAGCGCAGGAAUCAGUCCAUUGGCGCGAGCUGAAUCCUACGAUGAUGACUCGUCCAAUGAAUCUCAGGAGGCAGCCGGCAAUAGUGCACAAUCUACCACAGUGUUGCUUCACAAUGCCGCACUACCCAGUACAUCGAAUGGAACCGUCCCAAGCAGUAAUAACAGUAGUAGCAAAAUUAUGCGCCCCAAAAACAUAACCGCUACAACUCCUGGAGCACGAAGUGGUCCUGGGGCCGGCUACAGUGGCUUUAAGAACAAUUAUAGUCGCUCUAGCUCCAACUCGAGCUGUCAGUCACGUCAUGCUAUCUCACCACUUUAUUGUGAUGGAGCUGUGCCCACAUUGCAAUCGCCAAAAAAUGCGGUUGCACCCUCCGAUAUAAUAUUCGAACGCCCUGCUGUACCCGCAGUGGGACAGACCACACUCAUGUCCUAUUCCAGCAACGCGGACUACGCCAACAAUGUUGUGCAGGUGAAGAACGCUCUGAUGUCGGAACCCAUGCGCUCGGCCACGAGUCAUGUAAAUCCUGUGCCACUAAAUCUUAAUUUAAACCUCGAGCGCAUGGAUGCUGCUGCGCGUGUAAAGUGCUUGCCUUCAACGUCCAAACGACGCGACAUGCUCUACAUAGAUGAGGAGACACAAUCACCCAAUGCAUUGGCAACUCCAGCCUCUGAGCUGCGCAUGAAACGCACACCCACAGUUGUGUCCAUUGCGCCUGCGUUGCCCGAUUCCAUAACACGCAGUUGUAGCGUUGGCUAUCUCGAUUCCGUGGCUAUAACGCCUUCCGAUGAGGCGCUGACAGCUCUUCGUAAGGAUGCGCCCAACAAGCGGCUGGUUUUGGUGGACAAGAGACGUAAUCGGCGCAAACGUAAUCAGCAAGAGGAUAUGCGCAAGCCGAAGUUGCAGCAAACUGGAAAAUCCAAAAGUUUGGACUCUUGUGAUUUGUUAUCGGUACAAACGAAGUUGUCCAGUAAGGAAACGGAGAAGGUUGUCAAGAAACUGCAGGAGAUCUCAGACAGCAGCGCCUGCAGCAGUGCAGCCAACACCCUCUGCUUCAAGUGCCGCAACAAUAUGAAUCUGAGUGACGCAUGCAAGCGUUGCCAGCCGGCUGCAAAAUCAGCACUGGACGAGAUUUUAGCGGCUGAGCCCCUAAAUGAAGUUGCGAAAACGACGACAAACCAAAGCAAACAGAAGACACCGCAGCAGGCGUCAGGGGCUCCGACUCCGAAAAAACGCUUUGAUGUUAUCACUAGCUUUACGGAUAGUCCGCUAUUUACGCGCAAGCAUCGUUUUGGCAAUGGACGUAAUAAGGAGCUAACAGCUGGCAGCACUACAGAGAACUCGACACCGGUGCUGGGACGCAAAAAUGAGAACAGUUUCAGUUUUGUGAAGCAGUUGUCCGAAGUGCGUUGGCGACGUAAAGAUAAUACAACGCCUAGCAGUCAAAACAGUCAACCAAAUGAAACCAGCAAUGCGAGCUCCUUGGGACGCCAGCAUUCUGCCUCCAGCGCAGAUGGAAAUACUGGAUGUGUGGCUGGCACUGUGGAAGCAACGCCAGUAGAAGCUAAAACAUCCGUUUCGCUGCACACCCAGGCACUUACCACACUGGAAAACAUCAUCAGCCGCUUGCGUGAUCUGGAUGAGGGUCGCUUAACGCCACCUUCCACACCACAACGUCUGCCGCGCAGCUCUCCAGCCUCACCUGCCGCCACUAAGAAAAACAAACGCCAGCAAAGCAACUCGCCUAUACGACAUAUACUCAACUCGCCACUUCUCAAUCGUAGACAGCGCAAAAAACAGAGCAUAAUCGAGAGCUCCGAUGAUGAGGGCAAUCUGACUAAUGGGUCCGGCGAAGAAAUGGGCGCGACCAAUGGCAACAGCAAACAAUAUCGCGAUCUCGAAACAUUCCAAAAGGCGCAGCUGCGUCAGAAGCUGAAACGUGGAAAGAUUGAGCCCAAUGGUACUGCUAGCUCGGCGAACCCAGCGCCCGUACGUCGGGAAUUCGUGAUGCAUAACAAAGCCCCAAUGUGGAAUGAGAUGAGUCAAGUGUACCAGCUAGAUUUUGGAGGACGUGUUACACAGGAGUCGGCCAAGAACUUUCAAAUUGAAUUCCGCGGCAAGCAGGUCAUGCAAUUUGGACGCAUUGAUGGAAAUGCCUACACUCUGGAUUUCCAGUAUCCGUUCUCAGCACUGCAGGCAUUCGCCGUGGCUCUUGCCAAUGUCACGCAGCGUCUAAAGUAAACGGCUAUCUGGAUCGUUCUUCAUUGUACUUAUAUCACAUACUAUAUGCUCCAAUCACGCAGAGCUCGCGGCACCUGCUUUUUGUGUGCAGGCACCCGAUUUUCUUUGUGCGCUUGUCCAUCUACCUAUGCCAUAUUUGAAUGACUUAUGCUAUAUAAUAUUUUUUAUACGUGAGCGUUUUCAAGUCUUGCACUUUAUGCCAUAAAUAUGUAAAGCGCCAAUAAUUAGCGGCAAUGCUUUUAUUUGUAAAUACGUAUUGUGUAUGUGGUUUUUAGGUUUCCGAAGAUGCCGAUACCGUAUAUAUACAAAAAACAUAUACCACCACUUGAUUGAAGGUUUUUGCAAUUCGCAAUGGGGAUGCAAACUCACUGUCCGAUCCAUUUUUUGUGCAAUAUUUGUAUGACAAAUUUUUUGGGUUAAGUAUUUUUUAAGGUGCGUCAAGUGUGAAUGAUAGGCAUACGUAUAUUAAUAAUGGAUAUUUUAACAACUAUUUUUCAGUCGUUUUUUAAACUAGUUUGUACACGACAGCAGCCUUUCUUGCAUAUAUGUAACUAUGUUUUGUUUUCGGGUUGGGUGCAAUAACAACCAAUUGAACGUCAACAAUUUCUUUCUCGUUAUGCAUAACUAUUGCAACUUUAGCAUAUAGGUGAAAUAAAUAAUGAAACCAAGACAUAUUUCUAAGUAACUCGCUUUGAAAAUAAUAUUAAAAACUAAAACAAAUUAACACGCUUGGCAUCACACUUAAUAAUUAAGCAUAUUCUUAAUGCUAGCAUAUUUUUUUAUAAACUAAUUGUGAAUGUUAACACGGUCAAUGAAAAAAGACAAACUUUGUGCUUUUUCUCUUACUCCUUUUGGUAGUUAGGCCUAAUUUCAAGAAACUUCGUUAUUGUAAUUG